Molecule: messenger RNA, 297 nt
Organism: Meloidogyne enterolobii
Lineage: Eukaryota; Metazoa; Nematoda; Chromadorea; Rhabditida; Meloidogynidae
Source: the annotation of a GenBank genome assembly
UUUUCUAUGCCCCUAGAAGUUCGAAAUCAAAGCAAAGUUUUCGAAUUAUUUUUGUUGAAACGUAUUGAUCGCGAUUGGAUUAAUCACAAACUUCCUGCGGACGAUAUUCCAAUACCACCAAAAGAAGUACCAGAACAAGACAGAGAAUUAAAUUUCCUUUUGGAAGCUAACGAAACUAAUUGGCAAGAUCAACGGCCUCCAAAUUUUUGUUUUGAUCAUCGUCAUUAAAUUAUUUAAAGAAUAAUAAAAAAAUAUUAGUAAUGUUAACACGUAAAGAAUUAAUUGCAAUGAGACUUU